CCCCCCCCCCCCCCCCCCCCCCCCCCCCCCCCCCCCCCCCCCCCCCCCCCCCCCCCCCCCCCCCCCCCCCCCCCCCCCCCCCCCCCCCCCCCCCCCCCCCCCCCCCCCCCCCCCCCCCCCCCCCCCCCCCCCCCCCCCCCCCCCCCCCCCCCCCCCCCCCCCCCCCCCCCCCCCCCCCCCCCCCCCCCCCCCCCCCCCCCCCCCCCCCCCCCCCCCCCCCCCCCCCCCCCCCCCCCCCCCCCCCCCCCCCCCCCCCCCCCCCCCCCCCCCCCCCCCCCCCCCCCCCCCCCCCCCCCCCCCCCCCCCCCCCCCCCCCCCCCCCCCCCCCCCCCCCCCCCCCCCCCCCCCCCCCCCCCCCCCCCCCCCCCCCCCCCCCCCCCCCCCCCCCCCCCCCCCCCCCCCCCCCCCCCCCCCCCCCCCCCCCCCCCCCCCCCCCCCCCCCCCCCCCCCCCCCCCCCC
Molecule: messenger RNA, 459 nt
Organism: Ficedula albicollis (Collared flycatcher)
Lineage: Eukaryota; Metazoa; Chordata; Aves; Passeriformes; Muscicapidae
Product: leucine-rich repeat extensin-like protein 3
Exons: 1
Source: RefSeq, a predicted model, not a curated record